UUAAUUUGAGGGAUUUAACGAACAGUUACGACGUUUUGGAAUAGACGGAUAAUGAUAAUUUUUACAUUUUUCAUUCCACUAUAUUUUUUCGUUUAUUUACAAACAACCGAUGGUCAGUGUAUAGCAAAUGACGUCAUUGGUGAACAGAACACACAGACUGAAGAUAAUGAUGAUUAUAAUGGAGAUACUGUCAAUGCAGUUCUAAACUUCGACAACCAAUACAAAUUCGAUUGCUGUGGUUUCAUAUAUACGUGGGAAAUUUAUGUACGCAGAAAUGUUAUUACACCAAUAAAUGUGAAAGUCCAAGUUUGGUACAAUUCCGGUACAAUAUGGACUCUGCGAGGAGAGAAUGAUAUUACUGCCACUGAUGAUAGAAAUGAGAAUGUCAUUGCAAUUGCAACUGGAUCUAGAAUCCGUGUCUUCCCUGACGAUUACAUAGGCUUUUACGAAUAUGCUGGAUCUGUUAUCACGUAUGGAAAUGGUAAUGACUACAGGACAGCUACAUUUGCCACAGACCAGACAACGUUUGACUGGGGUACAGCAACGGCUGGUGGUAACAGAGACCAUGCAAUUCACGCCAGGAUUACUCCAAGUCAAAUUCCAGCUUUCACAAACCUGGAUGAUACUGUUGCAAUAAGCAAUAAUGAAGUAGCCGGAACCGUUCUUUUUACCCUCGCUACGAGUGACAGCGAUCCUGAAGAUGCCGGUCUGUUGACUGUAGCACACACUGGGAGCACUGGAUUUGCUGCAACUUUUUUUGAACUCGACUCUUCAACUUUGGAAGUUAAAAUUAGGUCUGGUGUUUCUCUAUCCCCUGGAAAUCAUGAUAUGACUUUCAGUGUAACGGAUCCAUGUUCAAGAUCUUCAUCUGGUACCCUGACGAUACGAGUAGAGAAUGAUCCACCAGUGAUAACAAGUCUGUCUACAAGCAGUUCCACCACUAUAUCUGAAGACUUAACAGCAGAAACGUUAUUGCAUACCCUUAUCGUAACGGACUCAACGCCUACUACGUGCCAGCUUGAUUCCACUGGAGUUCCAUUUGAAAUCAAAACUAUAUCUGGCAGCACGAAUUAUGGCAUAUUCUUGACUGCCGGUGCAUCCAUGGAUUACGACACACAAAAUGCAUAUGUCCUGGAUUUAUCUUGCACUGAUUCUUAUGACGUCACAACGGGCGUUUAUACUGUGUACCUUGUAAGAAAUGAGCCUCCAACAAUAAACGGACUACCAAGAGCUACCGAUAUACAAGAGGAUGUUGUUGUUGAGACAACACUCUACACAUUAUCUGUAACAGACCCAGAAAGUACUGUUGUGACAUGUGAUGUCACAGCAAUUACUCCAAAUACAAAUAUUAUGUUCAUCAAGCCAUCGUCAAACUUUAAUGAAUUUGACAUAGUUUUGCAGUCAAACCCUAACCUCCAAUAUGACGUGGUAAGGACUUACAGACUUGAUAUUCAGUGUACUGAUGGUCGGCGUUCAGAUUCCGGUGUCUUUUUUAUGAAUGUGUUACGUAACAAACCACCUGUGUUUUUGAAUCUUCAGAAUGUAACAACGGUGUCGAGUGUCGCAUCUUAUAUUGGACAGAUUGUCUUUGACGUUGAGAUAUCUGACCCAGAAAAUGACCAAGUCCAGUUUUCUAUGUUUUGUGUACCGUCAACCAACUGUCCGUUUGAAAUAUAUCAUUCUGGUGAAAUAGUCCUCACGCGGUCCAUAGAAGGUGAAUUUGUACCAGCCUAUGAUUUAUAUGUUUAUGUGACCGACGGAAAGUCGACAACAGGACCUAGGUCAUUGACAGUUCAUAUCCUAGAUAUCAAUUAUGUUCCAGUAAUUAAGAACCUACCCCUUCCUUCUGCUUUAGUAGUCUCUGAAAAUUCUGCUGUAGGUUUGAGUAUAUUCCAAGUAUCCAUACAAGACAACGACGGGCACGAUACACAUACAUACUCUAUGACUUCUUCGCCGUCUGAUGGAGUCUUGUAUUUUGAUAUUGAUUCUGCAACUGGGCUAUUCAGUACCUCUGCCACAACAAAUAUCAAUUAUGAAGCCGUAUCAUCAACAUCGUUUACUUUUACAAUAACAGUGUCCGACACAAAGGACUCGGCAUCUCAGAACCUUACAGUCACCAUAGCUAACCAAAACGAGGCUCCAGUGUUUACGAAAACAUCUUAUGUACUUAGUGUUGAUGAAGGUCCGGCUGGAACCGUUUUAGGUGAUCCUGGUUAUUUGUACCAGGAUGAGGAUACUGGUGACACACAUAAGUUUUCUAUGAACUGUGCAUCAAAUGUGGGAUACUUUUCGAUAGCUCCAACAACAGGAUUCAUCAGCCUAGCUACGGAUAUUGACGUCGAUGCUGCCGGCUCUGCAACAUCGUAUACCUGUACAGUUAAAGUGUCUGACAGUGCUUUAACCGAUAGUGCGUCUUUAACCAUUAAUGUGAACAAUAUAAAUGACAACACGCCAAGGUUUUCCAACAAUUUGUUUACAUAUUACCUAGAUAUUAAUUACCCUCUUAACACUGUGUUUGGUUCCACGGUGGCAACUGAUGCCGAUGCUGACACAUUUGGAAAUUUCAUUUAUAGCAUUGACCAAACGUCUUUAGGAACAGAAACAUUUGGAAUUAAAGCAGAUGGAGAUUUGUACUUAAAGAAUCCUUUAACAAGUUAUGGUUAUGGUUCAAGUAUUAGCUUUACCGUUCAGGCAACAGAUACCGGAAGUCUUCAAGGGACAGCUACAGUUUUCAUCGUUAUACCACAAACUACCACGACCACAACCACGACAACAGACCGACCUCUUACGUUUUGGGAAUACCCAGCUAACCCAGCGUGGGUAAUAGUUGCGGGUAUUCUUGGACUGAUAAUUAUGGUGUUGCCUUGUUACAUGUGUUACAAAAACGGAUGUUCUUGUGAAUGGAGAGGAAGACCUAGUGACUAUCACGAAAGACUUCAAGAAACAUCUGAAAUAAACCAGAAAAAAGACAAACAACCAAAAGGUUAUUCUAAUGGAAGUUGGAAUGCAUGGAAAUGGUAUGAGCAGUAAUAAAUACAAUGCUUACAGGGAUAUAAAAAUAGUAGAAACAGUAAAGUUAAAGAUAGGUAAAAAUGAAUUUAAAAUGCUACCUAAAAUAUGUUAAUUGUUUUCUGUAUCCUGAGAAAAAAUGGAAACUUCAACUGUUGUAAAAACAGUUAUUAGAUUUUUUAUGCUGUCUUUUAUUUUUUUUUUAUUAAAUUACUAUUCAUUAUCAUUAAAAUUAUUCGAAAUA
Mytilus californianus (California mussel) is the source of this 3253-nucleotide messenger RNA. Its product is annotated as protocadherin Fat 3-like. Gene Ontology annotation, molecular function: calcium ion binding. NCBI's taxonomy places the organism in Eukaryota, Metazoa, Mollusca, Bivalvia, Mytilida, Mytilidae. Bases 52 to 3030 code for a protein of 992 amino acids. Gene Ontology annotation, biological process: homophilic cell-cell adhesion. The transcript has 19 exons. The record is from RefSeq and is a predicted model, not a curated record. Gene Ontology annotation, cellular component: membrane.